Colletotrichum higginsianum IMI 349063 is the source of this 798-nucleotide messenger RNA. RefSeq lists its product as uncharacterized. The record is from RefSeq and is a predicted model, not a curated record. The coding region runs from base 1 to 798 and encodes 265 amino acids. Lineage: Eukaryota; Fungi; Ascomycota; Sordariomycetes; Glomerellales; Glomerellaceae. The transcript is spliced from 2 exons.
AUGAACGCGCCGACGACAACCUCGACCUCGGCAGCCUCCCUCCCGCGCGUCACGCCGUCGCUGAACUGCCGCUACCCAUUGGACAAGUUCGAUGCCGACGCCAAACGCAUCUGCGGCGAUGUCUACGCGACUUCCUCAACCGGGUGUCCCACGGGCUACACCGUGGCAUGUCUCCGUAUGAGCAGCGGCAGCGAGUCGUCCUUCACCCCGACGGGCAGCGCAUUCCCGGCCAAUCCCAACCUCCCCGUCACGACCAUAAUCGCAACAAACUAUAUCAACCUGUUCUGCUGUCCCGACACGAUCCCCUGGGUUUGCGAAGGAGUCAUUGCGACCGGCUGCAGCUUCUUCGCCUUGUCUGAUAGGGUCUUCAACAUGGGCGGGACGAUGGAAGCGUACCCCGUGACGUCGGGGAAGCUAUUGCGCGGCUACGCCGUCACCCUCUCCCAGGCAGCCAUCACGUCGAGGGAGGUCAUAGAGCGGAACGUCCUGCACAAUUCGAGGAUAUUGGAAGUCGUCACACAGACGACCACCGUCGCCGAGGAGUCCACGACGGUGUGGUGCGGCCUGCCCUCCUGCGCGGACUUGACCAGCAACAUCUAUCUCACCAGAGUGAGCAUGCAGACCGAUACGCCCGAGCCGUUCGUCCUACUGCCGCCGCCGCACAUGGGGAGGCUCGGGACGCUGGGGUCCGUUGCCGUGUCGGGCUUCAUCGCGGUAAUCGUAUUGGCGGCGUCGCUGCUCAUCUCGUGGGCGAUGCUGUAUCGCAAGCGCACACGACGACAGGUACAGGUCCGGUAA